CCUAUGGUCUCAUACUCUUCACUUAAAGCAAAACCCAUUCAACUCUCAACAACUCUGAAGUUUGCUCAAUUUGCAGAGGAGUUGAUCAUGCCUAGGGUUUCCGCUCUUGACUUGCCUGAUUUGCCCAAGGGGCAGCUCCCUCCGCACCUCGAGCUUCAGCGGACUCGUGUCCACUGUGCUGCUGAUGCUCCAACUCAUACAGAAAAUGUUCAAUACUCUGGUGCCUAUGCAAUGAUGGGAGUUGAUAAUGGUACUCGGUUGGAUGAGUUCUGCAAAAAGUUCGAAGUUGAAGUGAUUCGACUGACGGAGGACGAUAUGGAAUUCGAUAUGAUUGGUAUCGAUCCUGCCAUCGCCAAUGCGUUUCGGAGGAUCCUCAUAGCAGAGCUCCCCACAAUGGCUAUCGAGAAGGUCCUGAUUGCUAAUAAUACAUCAAUUAUCCAAGAUGAAGUGCUAGCUCAUAGGUUGGGACUCAUUCCUAUCAAGGUCGACCCAAGGCUGUUCGAAUAUAUGUCAGAGAACGAUACUCCAAAUGAAAAGAAUACAAUAGUAUUCAAGCUUCAUGUUACAUGUAAAAAGGGUGAUACCCGUCUUACAGUGAAAACAGAUACUCUUAAGUGGUUGCCCAAUGGGAGUGAAUUUCCAGUCGCAUCUGAAAACCCAGCAUCAAAUCCAGCUUCAAAACCGAAAACUUAUACAUCAUUCACUUGUAGCCAAGACUCAUUGCCAGAAUAUUCCGACCAACCAAUUGCCCCUAAGCAUAAUGAUAUUAUUCUCGCUAAGCUUGGGCCAGGCCAGGAAAUUGAACUUGAAGCACAUGCUGUUAAAGGGAUUGGUAAGACUCAUGCAAAGUGGUCCCCAGUUUCCACAGCUUGGUAUAGGAUGCUUCCUGAGGUUGUUUUAUUGCAAGAAGUGGAAGAUGAAAAAGCUGAAGAGCUUGUAAAAAAAUGCCCAGUUAAUGUAUUUGACAUUGAAGAUCUUGCUAAGGGUAAGAAGAGGGCAACUGUAGCCCGACCACGAGCUUGCACGCUGUGUAGGGAAUGCAUUAGAGGGGAAGAUUGGGAGAAGCGUGUGGCAAUAAGGCGUGUUAAAGACCAUUUCAUCUUUACCAUUGAAUCAGCGGGGGCAUUACCACCAGAUGUGUUAUUCACUGAGGUUGUGAAGAUCUUGGAAGACAAGUGUGAGCGUGUGAUUACUGAACUUUCGUGAAUAUUUGAUUGACGAAAAAACAAAACCAAAGCUGUUCAUCAGAUGCAGAAAAGCAGGGGCUGGGACAGAAAUGGUCAGAUUUUUAAUGAAAUAUUUAAUUGUUUACCAUUGUCUCAUAUCUUCAUCUUCAACAGAUCUCAAUAACUUUGAGCAGAAGCAAAUAUAAGAAUGUUUUAUAUCAACCCUUUAACUUAUUCAUACAGGGAAGAAGUCACUUUUGCAUUUGAGGAACAUGUGAAUGAAAAUUAGCCAGUUUUGGUUUAC
Molecule: messenger RNA, 1470 nt
Organism: Telopea speciosissima
Lineage: Eukaryota; Viridiplantae; Streptophyta; Magnoliopsida; Proteales; Proteaceae
Product: DNA-directed RNA polymerases I and III subunit RPAC1-like
Exons: 9
Coding region: 4-1206 (400 amino acids)
Biological process (GO): DNA-templated transcription
Cellular component (GO): RNA polymerase III complex; RNA polymerase I complex
Molecular function (GO): protein dimerization activity; DNA binding
Source: RefSeq, a predicted model, not a curated record